GUAGCUGAGCCCUCUGUUCUCUCUCUGCUCUGUAGCUGAGCCCUUCUGCUCUGCUGUGGUGUGUGCUGGCGUCAGAGCGCUCAGUACCUCCCUCGCUCAAUCACUCACUGCUCCUACCGCAGUGGCAGCCUCCCCCCUCCGCUCUGUCCUCCUCUCUCUCUCACACACACAAUGCGGCUCAGCAGCACACACAGCCUGGGCUCUUACUCUCCUCAUUCAUCACCGAAGGAGUAAUGGAGUGGACCACCAUGUAGACAGUCUGCAGCCAGAGACAGAAGAGAAGCUAGAAGCUGCAGAAUGGGAACAUAACCUCUGGAGCGGCUCCUGCCAUGAAAAGAAGCGCACUAAGAACAGAAGGGAUGUUAUUAUCUUAAGGAUGGUCCUCUGCUCCUCUCGCUGGUCUAACUUGCUUCUCUUAGUGUUCUCCUGGAUGGUCGUGUGGUUAUACGGUAUUUUCUCCACGUCGCUCACUUAUUACAGGAACUGUCUGUAUCUCAAACCGAGGAUUUAGAUGUUUCGCCCUCUGUCUGUCUGCGGGUGCUGCAGCAUCACGGCUCUUUCUCUCUCUCUCUGACCUAGAGAUCUAUCUUCUGUUUCUCCGGUAUCACCGGGCACAUUCCAGUGUCAUUCAUCCCUCUCUCUCUCUCUCUCUCUCUCGCUUUCUCUUUCCCUUUCUUCAUUUUAAGAAUCUCUCAACCUACACGACUCAUAGAGUUUUGUUUCUGCGUCAAGAUACUGAGCAGCUAGUCAAGUCACCAUGGGGGACCUGACGAACAGUGAUUAUUACGCUAAGAACCAAGGAAACGAUGUCAGCAGUAACCACGAGGGGGGCUUUGGGGUCUCGGUCAUGGAGCUGCGCGACCUCAUGGAGCUGAGAGGCAGCGAGGCGGUGGUUAAGAUCCAGGAGGAGUAUGGGGACAUGGACGGGCUCUGUCAACGGCUUAAAACAUCACCCACAGAAGGCUUAACAGGAGAUGACCUAGAUAAGAGGAAAGAAGUGUAUGGGGAAAACCUUAUACCUCCGAAGAAGCCAAAGACCUUCCUCCAGUUAGUAUGGGAAGCCCUGCAGGACGUGACUCUGAUCAUCUUGGAGGUGGCUGCCCUGAUCUCUCUGGGACUGUCCUUCUAUCAGCCUCCGGGAGGGGACAGCGGAGAGUCCUGUGGGACAGCGGCAGCGGGUGCGGAGGAUGAGGGUGAGGCCGAGGCCGGCUGGAUAGAGGGAGCAGCCAUCUUGUUGUCUGUCGUGUGUGUAGUUCUGGUGACGGCCUUCAACGACUGGAGCAAGGAGAAGCAGUUCAGAGGGCUGCAGAGCCGCAUCGAGCAGGAGCAGAAGUUCCAGGUGGUCCGAGGUGCUCAGGUCAUCCAGCUCCCGGUCGCGGACAUCGUGGUCGGGGACAUCGCACAGAUCAAGUAUGGUGACCUGCUUCCAGCCGAUGGAGUGUUGAUACAGGGGAACGAUCUGAAGAUAGACGAGAGUUCACUAACAGGAGAGUCUGAUCACGUCAAGAAAGACGCCGAUAAGGACCCCAUGCUGCUGUCUGGUACCCAUGUGAUGGAGGGUUCCGGCAGGAUGCUGGUAACAGCUGUAGGGGUCAACUCUCAGACCGGCAUCAUCUUUACUCUGCUGGGGGCCGGAGAGCCAGUGGAGGAGGAGAAGAAGAAGGAGAAAGUCAAGAAGCAGGACGGAGCGGCCGCCAUGGAGAUGCAGCCUCUGAAGAGCGCCGAGGGAGGAGAGAUGGAGGAGAAGGAGAAGAAGAAGGCAAACAUCUCCAAGAAGGAGAAGUCUGUCCUCCAGGGGAAACUGACCAAGCUGGCUGUUCAGAUUGGCAAAGCAGGUCUGGUGAUGUCAGCCAUCACAGUGAUCAUCCUGGUGCUGUACUUUGCUGUGGACAACUUUGUCCUGCAGAAGAGGCCGUGGCUGACGGAGUGUACCCCCAUCUACGUCCAGUACUUUGUCAAGUUCUUCAUCAUCGGUGUCACCGUGCUGGUGGUGGCUGUACCCGAGGGGCUGCCCCUGGCCGUCACCAUCUCCCUGGCCUACUCUGUCAAGAAAAUGAUGAAAGACAAUAACCUGGUUCGCCACCUUGAUGCGUGUGAGACGAUGGGGAACGCCACGGCCAUCUGCUCCGACAAGACUGGCACUCUGACCACCAACCGCAUGACGGCCGUAGCGUGCUACGUUGGAGACGUCCACUAUAAGGAGAUACCAGACCCCGGAGCGCUGACUGCCAAGUCUCUGGACAUACUGGUCAAUGCCAUCUCCCUCAACAGCGCCUACACCACCAAGAUACUGCCUGCCACCAAGGAGGGUGGUCUGCCCAUGCAGGUGGGUAACAAGACAGAGUGUGGCCUGCUUGGCCUGGUGCUGGACCUGAAGAGAGACUACCAACCCAUCCGCAACCAGAUCCCAGAGGAGAAACUCUACAAGGUAUACACCUUCAACUCGGCCAGGAAGUCCAUGUCCACUGUCAUCAAACUAUCAGACGGCAGCUUCAGGAUGUACAGCAAGGGAGCCUCUGAGAUCGUCCUGAAGAAGUGCACUAAGAUCCUGAACCAGGAAGGCGAGCCGCGGGUGUUCCGUCCCCGGGACAAGGACGAGAUGGUGAAGAAGGUGAUCGAGCCGAUGGCGUGUGACGGGCUGCGGACCAUCUGCGUGGCGUACCGUGACUUCCCUGGCGACCCGGAACCCCUCUGGGACAACGAGAACGACAUCCUCAAUGAGCUGACGGCCGUCUGUGUGGUUGGGAUAGAGGAUCCUGUCAGACCAGAGGUACCAGAUGCCAUUAUAAGGUGCCAGCGUGCGGGAAUCACGGUGCGCAUGGUGACAGGUGAUAACAUCAACACGGCCAGGGCCAUCGCCAUCAAGUGUGGCAUCAUCCACCCUGGAGAAGACUUCCUGUGUAUCGACGGAAAGGAGUUCAACAGGAGGAUCCGCAACGAGAAGGGAGAGGUUGAGCAGGAGCGCAUGGACAAGGUGUGGCCUAAACUGCGAGUCCUGGCUAGAUCCUCCCCUACUGAUAAACACACACUGGUUAAAGGCAUCAUAGACAGCUGCUUGACAGACCAGAGACAAGUGGUGGCGGUGACAGGAGACGGGACUAACGAUGGACCAGCCCUGAAGAAGGCUGACGUGGGCUUUGCCAUGGGUAUAGCCGGUACAGACGUGGCCAAGGAGGCAUCUGACAUCAUAUUAACGGACGAUAACUUCAGUAGCAUAGUGAAGGCUGUGAUGUGGGGGAGGAACGUCUACGACAGCAUCUCCAAGUUCCUCCAGUUCCAGCUGACUGUCAACGUGGUGGCUGUCAUAGUGGCCUUCACUGGGGCCUGCAUCACACAGGAUUCUCCCCUGAAGGCGGUCCAGAUGCUGUGGGUGAACUUGAUAAUGGACACCUUUGCGUCCCUGGCCCUGGCGACGGAGCCCCCCACCGAGGCCCUGCUGAUGAGGAAGCCGUACGGACGCAACAAACCGCUGAUCUCCAGCACCAUGACCAAGAACAUCCUGGGACACGGCAUCUAUCAGCUGGUCAUCAUCUUCUCCUUGCUGUUCGUUGGUGAGCAGAUCUUUGACAUAGACAGUGGUCGUCACGCUCCUCUCCACUCCCCUCCGUCAGAACACUACACCAUCAUUUUCAACACCUUCGUCCUCAUGCAGCUUUUCAAUGAGAUCAACGCCAGGAAGAUCCACGGAGAGAGGAACGUCUUCGACGGAAUCUUCAGGAACCCCAUCUUCUGUUCCAUCGUCUUCGGAACCUUCGCCAUCCAGAUUGUGAUCGUACAGUUUGGAGGGAAGCCGUUCAGUUGUACUCCUCUGGAUUUGGAGAAGUGGGGCUGGUGUACCUUCCUUGGACUGGGAGAGUUAGUCUGGGGACAGGUGAUCGCCACCAUCCCUAACAGCAAGCUACGGUUCCUGCGAGGGGCAGGCCAGCUGACCAAGAAGAACGAGAUGCCUGGAGACGAAGACAUGAACGAGGACAAUGAGGAGAUUGACCACGCGGAGAGGGAGCUGAGACGUGGACAGGUCCUCUGGUUCAGGGGGCUCAAUCGCAUUCAAACUCAGAUCGAUGUGGUGAACACGUUCAAGAGCGGCAGCUCCUAUCAGGGCCAGCUACGGAGACAGUCCUCCACCACCAGUCAGAACCAGGAUGUAACCAAUGUUUCUAGUCCCAGUCACGUGUCCUUGUCCAAUGCCCUUUCUCCUACCUCUCCCGCUGGGCAGUGCUAAGAGUGGAGUGAGGCUACCGCCCACGGCGUGAAUUUCAGAUUCGGGUCGUGAACGCAUUCCGUAGCUCUCUCUACGAAGGCCUUGAGAAACCAGACUCCAGACCGUCCAUCCACAACUUCAUGACCCACCCAGAGUUUAGGAUAGAGGACUCCACCCCCCACAUCCCCCUGAUUGAUGACACUGACUUAGAGGAGGACCCAUCGCUGAGGAACACCCACCAGCCCCAGACAGGCAGCCAGCCCCAGUCCCCCAACAAGAACAACAACGCCGUCGACAGUGGCAUCAACCUCACCAUCGACACCACCAGUAAAUCAGCUGCAUCCUCCGGCCCAGCCAGCCCACUGCACAGUCUGGAGACCUCUCUCUAGUGGCCUGCAGCUGGCUGGUGGAGACCUCUGCAGGUUUGGAGAUGUCCCUCUGGCAGAGCAGUGUCCCUCUGACAGAGCAGUGUCCCUCUGACAGCUCCCCACUGGAAACCUUUGUCUUCAGGCCUGGUAGAGAACUUACCUACUGCAGCCUGGUGGCUCCCACACUGCAGUUUGGAGACUUCCGUCUUGCAGUCUCAUGGAGACAUCAUUGGUCUGCAGUUUGGAUACCUUCCUCUAUCUCCUGAUGUCUCCUGCUGUCUCCCGCUGUCUCCUGCUGUCUCCUGCUGUCUCCUGUUGUCUCCUGAUGUCUCCUGCUGUCUCCUGCUGUCUCCUGCUGUCUCCUGUUGUCUCCUGAUGUCUCCUGCUGUCUCCUGCUGUCUCCUGCUGUCUCCUGAUGUCUCCUGAUGUUUCCUGUCUCCUGUCUCCUGCUGUCUCCUGUCUCCUGGUGUCUCCUGUCUCUUGUCUCCUGAUGUCUCCUGCUGUCUCCUGAUGUCUCCUGAUGUUUCCUGUCUCCUGUCUCUGCUGUACCUGGAGAAAGCAUACUACUACAGCUAUACAAUCAGAAAGGGCAACAAAGCCAACGCACAUGACCUGAGUGUGUGUGUGCGUGUCUGUACGGUAUGUAUGUGUGUACUGUGUGUGUGUGUGUGUGUGUGCGCACUGCUGACUGACUGAACCAUGUUUCUAGCAGCAGUAAAGUAGAGAACCAGAAAGACCUUGGAGGAGUGAAAACCAGUCUAACCUAACCUUACACCACAAUAACAAUGACUAUAUCUAAACCUAACCUUACUCCACAAUAACAAUGACUAUAUCUAAACCUAACCUUACUCCACAAUAACAAUGACUAUAUCUAAACCUAACCUUACUCCACACUAACAAUGACUAUAUCUAAACAUAACCUUACUCCACAAUAACAAUGACUAUAUCUAAACACAACCUUACUCCACAAUAACAAUGACUAUAUUGAUAAUAGUUUGAAUUACAUAAAAACAUUUUUAUCGCUCCUGCAUGAAUGUACUUUACCCAACGUUUUUAUUUAAAUUGUUUUCAAAACAUUUUUGUUGAAUGAUUUGAUUGGGUGGGUCGGUAGGAAGUGCUGUGGACUGCUACUUUAAAGACAACCGAUUCACCGGUCUGUGAGUUCCCUGUGUGGCAUGUGCUUAAGUGUAAAGAUGUAUUUAUAAAUGAGAUCAAGUUUGUAGGGCUCAACUUGCACAGUAGAUUUGCACCUGUUGGAAAAGAGGAACCCAUAAAUAAAUAUUAUUUCUUAAAGAUAGUAUAUAUACAUAUAUAUAAAGAGUUUAUCUUUGUUUGUUGGCAUGUUGCUUCUUCUUUAAUGGUUCUAACUGUUUUAACUUAUUUAUGUCCUAAAGAGAAUGUCAUUUGUUUACAACACCUGUAGAUACUUCCUGGUAAAUUUGUAGGGUUUCAAACCAUUCAGCAGAUGUAGUUGAGGAAAAACUCAAGUUGUUUUGAGUUCUGCUCGUUGGUGUUUAUAACAUACUGUGUACUGAACUUGCCUGCUAUCUUGUCAAAUAUUGUAGAUAAUUUUAGAGGAUAACAAAAGAAAACCAAAAUAUAAUGGUAUAUAUAUAUAUAUAUAUAUUCAUGUGGCAUUGUGUUAUUAUAUGAUCGUUAGGAUGAACUCUGAACGGCUUCCUUCGUUUCCACACAGAGAUCUGAAUAAGACGAAAGGUUUAUUUCUUUAAUUACUAUUUCUCUUAUUUUUGUUAUUGUUCAUUCAAAAGCUUAAAAGUUGAGACUGAGAGGGUGAACAGUCCUUCUAUAACAGACAUGUCUUCUAUUUAAAAUCUACUUGUUUUAAGGGAAAUGUUUUCAUUUUUGUGUGACCGUGAAAGACUGCAAUGGAUUUAUAUUAGAAAUUGCAAACUAAGGUCUAUUUGGUUUAUCUGUAUGGAAAAAAAUCUAAAAGUUGUUUUAAAAAUCUUGUGAUAUAUUGUGUUGAUUUCUUUCAUUUUAAUUUGAUUGAUUUCUUGUUUUCCUACAAAAAGAAAGAAACACACAGCUAUCCAAAAAUGGUUGGCGUUUUGAGCAACAAAAAAACCAACAAUAAAAUGGAAUUAUGCUUUUGACUGUUUUUAAAAACGUGGAACAAAAGAAGAAGAAAAAUAGAACCCCGACCUGGAUGAAGUUCUGGAACCUCACUGUACUGUUACUUGUGUUUCUGAGUGUUUUAACCAAGCUUGUCUUCCUGCCUUCAACCAAGUAUAUACUCUAGCAUCUUAAAAAGUAUUCACUAGUUGUUAUAACUAUUUAUUGUGCUUUUAAGAAAGGAGGAAGCAGAGAGCAAGACCAAAGCAGGAAGGGACACAUCAUUUUGCUAUCCAUCCAAAAGGCUUUGAGAUGUCGAUAAUAGCGGCUCAGACCAAAUCUAUUGAGUUAUCGUUAUAUUUCUAUACGUCAUUGAAAAGCAUGAUGUAAUAAGCAAGUUGAACCAAUCCAAUUGUUCUCCUCUGAAUGAGUCUUUUGGUAAUUAUAUCUUGAUCUGAUUUCUCUUUUCCUUCCUGUUCAUUUUAUUAUUAAAUCUGCCAUCAGAUCAGGAGAGAGUGCACCAAGGUUUAGGUUAAACCCCU
Oncorhynchus kisutch (coho salmon) is the source of this 7184-nucleotide messenger RNA. Its product is annotated as plasma membrane calcium-transporting ATPase 2. Lineage: Eukaryota; Metazoa; Chordata; Actinopteri; Salmoniformes; Salmonidae. Gene Ontology annotation, biological process: regulation of cytosolic calcium ion concentration; calcium ion transmembrane transport. Gene Ontology annotation, cellular component: plasma membrane; intracellular membrane-bounded organelle; postsynaptic density membrane. The coding region runs from base 758 to 4222 and encodes 1154 amino acids. Gene Ontology annotation, molecular function: ATP hydrolysis activity; P-type calcium transporter activity; ATP binding. The transcript has 23 exons. The record is from RefSeq and is a predicted model, not a curated record.